AUGGUUACCAAUCCCACUCUAUAUCCUCCUGAUAUUACUAUAACCAUGGUUAGCAAGACUCAUUAUUUUAGCGCAAACUGUAUGGGUAAUGAUGAAUGUCCAUUGACAUUAGAUGAUGCUGGCGGCGUUUUAGGACAUGCAUACUUUCCUGACUCUAGCGGCACCUGUAGAGAAAUCCAUUUAGAUAUAAAUGAACGCUGGUAUUUUGGAAAUAAUCCUAAUAUACCCAAAAAUCAAACUAGUUUUCUUAUGGUGUUGGUUCAUGAAAUUGGACAUGCCCUCGGCAUAGCACAUAGUGCUUCUCCGAAUGCUAUUAUGUUUGCCUUCUAUCAGCAUGAGAUUCGUGGUCUAGAUGUUGAUGAUAUAAAUGCAGUACAAUAUCUAUAUGGAAGAAAAAACAAAUAUGAUUCAAUCCCAACGUCUACCACCGCAUCAGCAAUACCAAAAACAACAACAACUAUAAGAUCUACAACUCGUAAGCAGCCGAUCCUCAAAAAUUUGUGUGAUAUUAUUCCAGAUUUUAUGUUUUUAGCUAUUGCUCCAGAGUUUUCAAAUUACCGAUUAUAUAUUGCACAUGAUAUGUUUAUAUGGAAACUAGACUUAAACGAAAUGAUUAUCCCAUCUCAGCCUGAACUUCUUGUCGAUUAUGUUCCUACAGAAUUACGUCAAUACACUUUACAACAUAUUUUCCAAUCAACAAACGGUGACUUGAUUACCAUUGUGUCUCCAAACAAUAUUUCUCAGCAUCAUUCCCUACCAUUAAAUUUCUUGAUAAUUUUUCAAUUGAUAUACCCGAUAGGGCUCGAAUCAAUGCUAUUUUUCAAUCAAACGCAGGACGGUCCUAUACCUUUUAUAAUAAUAUGUCAUAUAGAAUUUUCUAACGAUUUUACUGAUGUGUUGAACAGAGGACGGAUAAGAGACAUAUUUCCUGAAUUACCUGAAGAUAUUUCUCUCGCAUUUCGAUGGAUUGAUGGCCAUAUUUACUUUUUCCGUCACGCAACUUACUAUAAAUUUAAUGAAUUUACAAGAAAAGUUGUUGCGACCGGACCAUUUCAUUGGACUCUAUUUGGAGUACCAUGCCCCAGCGAGGAUUUGUUACAUCAACUAAAAACUCUGUUAUCUAAACUUGUAUCUGUAUCAUUAAAAAAACAUUUUUCAGAAAGCUAUGUUUAUUUCGUAUUCAGCCUGUUGUCAAACAAAAAAAAAACAGUCGGUUCCUUCGACUCCCCACCCCCCCACCAUCAUUCUACUACAUAA
Messenger RNA from Acanthoscelides obtectus, 1257 nucleotides. The record is from the annotation of a GenBank genome assembly. Lineage: Eukaryota; Metazoa; Arthropoda; Insecta; Coleoptera; Chrysomelidae.